UCACCCUAAAGUGAUGAAUUUGUUUGAGAGCACCAAACUUGCAUCCAAAACAAGAACAUACAUUAACCUAAACACCAAAUCAAGAUCAGCCAUCAGUGUCACGAGCAAAAUACACUGCGUGUGACAAAUUUCUGGUUUGCGUUCUUCAGCAGAAAUGGGGAAUAACAGACAAAGGAGAUUCAAAACUCAUCGCGGUCAAUCAAGUCGACACCAACAGCUCUUAGUAGAGGACGAUUGUCAAAGCUCUUUUCCAGUUGAAAAUGGUGAGGGUGAGGAAGAGGAGGAGGAACUCACGGAACCCAAAAUAAAGCUUGCAAUGUGGGAUUUUGGGCAAUGCGAUGCCAAAAGGUGCACUGGUCGCAAGCUUUCAAGAUUUGGCAUGCUAAAGGAGUUACGAGUGAGUAAUGGUUUUGGAGGCGUUGUUUUAAGUCCUGCUGGAAAUCAAUGUGUCUCAAGAGAAGAUUACUCUAUAAUCCAGACGAAAGGUUUGGCUGUUGUGGAUUGUUCAUGGGCCCGUUUAGAUGAUGUGCCUUUUGUUAGGCUACGGUGUGCUGCUCCUCGCCUCUUGCCAUGGCUUGUAGCAGCAAAUCCAGUAAAUUAUGGUCGUCCAUGCCAACUAUCCUGUGUGGAGGCCUUAUCUGCUGCUUUGACAAUAUGUGGGGAAGAAAAGACAGCAAAUUUAUUGCUCGGGAAGUUCAAAUGGGGUCAUGCUUUUAUGUCUCUGAAUGGGGAAUUACUGAGGGCCUACUCCAAAUGCCAAAAUAGUGCUGAAAUUAUUUCUGUUCAAAAUGCUUGGCUGUCACAAGAGAGACAAGUUCCAAGAGCUCCUACUGAUGGUCAAGUUGCGACACUAGAAGGUGAGGAUAAAAGUCAGAACUCUUCUGAUUCUGAAGAUGGGCUUCCACCUCUUGAAAAGAACAUGAAUCAUUUGAGUAUAGUCAAUAGCGAUGAGGAGAGCGAGUAGAUGCAUGCAUCUUAUAUCUCUUUUCAGAACCAUGUUGCAAUGUUGGAUGUAAUUUGAAGAUAUGUUCGAUGCAGAA
Messenger RNA from Vigna umbellata (rice bean), 1040 nucleotides. Its product is annotated as RNase L inhibitor protein-like protein. The record is from RefSeq and is a predicted model, not a curated record. Gene Ontology annotation, molecular function: rRNA small subunit aminocarboxypropyltransferase activity. Gene Ontology annotation, biological process: maturation of SSU-rRNA. NCBI's taxonomy places the organism in Eukaryota, Viridiplantae, Streptophyta, Magnoliopsida, Fabales, Fabaceae.